CCAGGCUGACCCUCCCACUAGUGCUCUAGCCCCUCCCAGCCCCACACCAGACAAAUCCGGCCCAGGCUGGCUUCAUUGGCUAUCAGGCACUAGGGCAGGAAUGAGGCUGCCCGGCUCCCCAUGGCAGUGGGAGCUGCUGCUUCUGGAGCUGCUGCUCCCCUCUGCAGCCCCGUUCUGGCUGUUCAAUGUGCUCUUCCCCCCGCACACCACGCCCAAGGCUGAGCUCAGUAACCACACACGGCCCGUCAUCCUCGUGCCUGGCUGCAUGGGAAAUCAGCUGGAAGCCAAGCUGGAUAAGCCAGAUGUGGUGAACUGGAUGUGCUACCGCAAGACAGAGGACUUCUUCACCAUCUGGCUGGACCUCAACAUGUUUCUGCCUCUGGGGGUAGACUGCUGGAUCGAUAACACCAGGGUCAUCUUCAAUCGCAGUUCAGGGCGCCUAUCCAAUGCUCCUGGUGUGCAGAUCCGUGUCCCUGGCUUUGGCAAGACCUACUCUGUCGAGUAUCUGGACAACAACAAGUUAGCAGGUUACAUGCACACCCUGGUGCAGAAUCUGGUGAACAAUGGGUAUGUGCGGGACAAGACCGUGCGGGCCGCCCCCUAUGACUGGCGGCUGGAGCCCAACCAACAGGAAGAAUACUACCGCAAGCUGGCCGAACUAGUGGAGGAGAUGCACACAGCCUAUGGGAAGCCGGUCUUCCUCAUCGGGCACAGCCUCGGCUGCUUGCACCUGCUCCAUUUCCUGCUGCACCAGCCCCAGUCCUGGAAGGACCGCUUCAUUGAUGGCUUCAUCUCGCUGGGGGCUCCCUGGGGUGGCUCCAUCACGCUCAUGCAGGUUCUGGCCUCAGGUGACAACCGGGGCAUCCCGAUCAUAUCCAGCAUCAAGCUGAAAGGGCAGCAGCGCAUGACAACGGCCUCCCCCUGGAUGUUUCCCUCCAGCAUGGCGUGGCCUGAGGACCACGUGUUCAUCUCCACGCCUGAUUUCAACUAUACAAGCCGUGACUACCAGCGCUUCUUUGAAGACCUACACUUUGAGGAAGGCUGGUACAUGUGGCUCCAAUCCCGCGAUUUGCUGGCAGGCCUACCUGCACCGGGGGUGGAAGUUUAUUGUCUGUAUGGAGUGGGCAGGCCCACGCCCCGAACCUACAUCUAUGACCACGGCUUCCCUUACGAGGACCCCGUGGAGGUACUCUAUGAGGACGGGGAUGAUACAGUGGCCACACGCAGUACAGAGCUCUGUGCCAGCUGGAGGCACCGCCAGACGCAGCCUGUGCACCUGCUGCCACUGCACAAGCUCCAGCACCUCAACAUGGUCUUCAGCAACCAGACCCUGGAGCACAUCAACAGCAUCUUGCUGGGGGCCUAUCGCAAUAACACCUCCAGAUCCCCCACUGCCAGCCCCAAACCCCCACCCUCUGAAUAAAAUCUUACGUAUGCUUCA
Suncus etruscus (white-toothed pygmy shrew) is the source of this 1441-nucleotide messenger RNA. It is a transcript of the gene LCAT, whose product is annotated as lecithin-cholesterol acyltransferase. Bases 101 to 1423 code for a protein of 440 amino acids. NCBI's taxonomy places the organism in Eukaryota, Metazoa, Chordata, Mammalia, Eulipotyphla, Soricidae. The record is from RefSeq and is a predicted model, not a curated record. The transcript has 6 exons. Gene Ontology annotation, molecular function: phosphatidylcholine-sterol O-acyltransferase activity. Gene Ontology annotation, biological process: lipid metabolic process.